AUGGGUUAUGAGAACAGCAGCCCUGGGAUCCCGGGAAAACCGCCAGGAGGUGCGGAGGCGGUGGAUCGAAGUCGAGCCGGAUCAGGAAUCGGAAUUGAAUCAACGGCUCCUCGUAGCUCGAACGAACUGGAUCAACGGCUGGGGGUUCCCGCACGCGGGGAGUUUGCGGAAAACGGGGAAGCCACGGGGAAGUUCGAAGCUGGGAAGGGGAGGAAGGGGACGAGGGUCGGGGAGCGGACAAGCGGGGGAGUGGGGAAGAUGGGAGAGGGUGGAGGGGAAGAGGGAGGUGAGGGGAGAAAGGGAGAGAAAUUUAGGCGAGUGAAGGAGAGGGGAAAUCGGGAAAAGGCUGAAAAGGGGACAAAUGGGGGGAAGCGCGGGGAACGGGGGGGGGGACACGGAGGCGGAGACGGAGGCGGAGACGGAGGCGGAGGCGAAGGAGCAACAUUGAUGAUUCCGGAGUUUCAGGCUGUCGGUGGGGAAUCAAGGGCAAUGGGGAAGGAGGGCCUGUCACUUCGUGUCGUUUCCUACAAUAUCCUGGCGCAGGCAUACGUCAAGAGUGAGCUUUUCCCCCACUCACCGCCACAGAGCCUCAGGCAGAGGAAUCGGUUCAAGGCGCUUCUCACGCUGCUGCCCGCUCUCUCUGCCGACUUCCUCUGCGUUCAGGAGAUGGACGAGUACGAGGGCGUGUAUCGCCAGCCCAUGGCGGCAGCGGGGUGGGAGAGCGUUUACGUGAAGAGACCGGGCAAAAAGAGGGAUGGAAGCGGUAUCUUUUACAGAUCUAGCAGAUUUCGCCUGCUUCGCUCGCAGCCGAUCCACUUCAACGACCUCGUUCCGCCAAACCAACCAGUGCACCUAGAGCAACCGGCCCAGCCAGGCCAAGAAGUCGCUCCUAGUCCUUACUCGUCCGAAGAAUCCCGGGGUUUAUCCGCCUCGCAUGUGUCGGAGGCGACUCAAACACAGAGUGCCGGUCCCGACUCGUCAGAAUCGCGUGACCUGUGUGACCCCCGUGUUCGCUUCAAGCGCGACUGUGUCGCCAUUGUUGCGGCGUUCCAAGAAAGAGCGAGUGAAGAAAAGGAAGGAGAAGAGGCAGAGGAUGGGGAGAGCAUGGCGGGAGGGGAGGUGGUAAGGGAAGGGAUAGGAGGAAGAGGAGGAGAGAGAGGGCAGCAGGGAGAGGGGCGAGUGGUGGUGGUGGCAUCAUCUCACAUCUUCUGGGACCCAGCAUGUGCAGACGUGAAAUUGGCUCAAGCACACUACCUGCUGCAGCAAGUGGCGCAGUUCCGAUCCUCUAUAGUCACCUCCGGGCACACUACAGCCGUCGCUGCAGCGGGCGGCGGGCUGUCAGAAGGAGCUGUGUGGGCGGUGCUGUGCGCGUGCGCUGCUGGCGCCCAGCUCCUGGAGCAGCGCACGUCGUGGGGUCAGCAGGUGCCAUCGGUGCUCCUAGCCAUGCUGUGUCCGCACUGGCUUCUGAUCCGAGGUCCCUCGUCUCCCCUUUUCCGCCUUCCCAUUCCCCCCAUCCUCGAACCCCCACCCUCGCAGCUGCUAGAGCAGCGCACGUCGUGGGGUCAGCAGGUGUCCUCGGUGCUUCUAGCCAUGCUAGCAGCGGCCGUGCUCGCGUCCCUCUCUGUGCUGCCCACCGCCUCUCCCGUCUAUGAUUUCGUGUGGACACGUGUCAUGCCCAUGGCAGUGGCGCUGGUGCUGUUAGAGACAGAUGUGACGUCAGCAUUCACACAGUCAGGUCCUGGCCUGCUAGCUUUCAUGCUGGGUGCAGCAGGCACGAUUGCAGGGACACUUGUCGGCUUCUCAUUGGCCGGCCCUUCCCUGGGCGUGGAGGGCUGGAAGGUGGCGGCGUGCUUCUGUGCGACGUACAUCGGAGGGAGCGUUAACUACGCUGCCACUGCUAAGGCGCUAGGCAUGGACAUCACAGCAGGAGCAGCAGCGGCCAGCACGGGAGCCAGUCUCCUCACAGCAGGCAUGGCGGUCGACAACCUUCUCAUGGCUGCAUACUUCUCGGUGCUCGCUGCUCUCCCCGACUCCUGGCCCAAGCCGUGGGAGUCCCUCACUCUCUCCAUAGCCGCUGCCGCCUCCGCAUGCGCGCUAGCAGACAAACUUGCCGUCCACCUGCCGCCCGUGAUGGCCUCGGCCCAGCUGGCGCUUGCCGCCGUGCUGGCCUCCCUCCUGUCGACUAUAGGAGCGUCGGCAAGUGUGUCUGAAGCCAUGUCUGCUGGUGGUGGUCUGCUUGCAUUCGUUGCAACUGUGUUAAUGGUUCACAUUGUAGUCGUUCUUCUAGGGGGAAGACUCCUCAACAUCCCACUUGAUAUUCUAAUGGUAGCAUCCAACGCCAAUGUGGGCGGACCUGCCACGGCUGCUGCUAUGGCCAGUGCUCGCAAUUGGCCCCAACUGGUGCGCCCUGCGGUGUUGCUUGGCACAUUUGGCUACACCAUCGGAACAGCCAUUGCCUUUCUGCUCGGAAUCAACGUGCUGCAGCCCAUGGCAGCAGCUGCUCUCGCGAAAGUAUUGUGA
Molecule: messenger RNA, 2520 nt
Organism: Closterium sp. Naga37s-1
Lineage: Eukaryota; Viridiplantae; Streptophyta; Zygnematophyceae; Desmidiales; Closteriaceae
Source: the annotation of a GenBank genome assembly